Pseudoliparis swirei is the source of this 6959-nucleotide messenger RNA. Its product is annotated as homeobox protein abdominal-A homolog. NCBI's taxonomy places the organism in Eukaryota, Metazoa, Chordata, Actinopteri, Perciformes, Liparidae. Gene Ontology annotation, biological process: regulation of transcription by RNA polymerase II. Gene Ontology annotation, molecular function: RNA polymerase II cis-regulatory region sequence-specific DNA binding; DNA-binding transcription factor activity, RNA polymerase II-specific. Bases 5704 to 6348 code for a protein of 214 amino acids. Gene Ontology annotation, cellular component: nucleus. The record is from RefSeq and is a predicted model, not a curated record. The transcript is spliced from 3 exons.
CACGGGCAAAGUUCCCGUUAUACACCCCUAUUAAAAUCAUACAAUUACCAAUUUAAUUAAAAUUAGCAGCAAUAAUUAAAAAUGUCCCCAUUUUCUAGGAAUUAAUUACAUUCCCUAAAGUCACAAAAAUAGGAAGUACUAAAAAUAGUCUGUGCGACUUCUGUUCGACUUAAAAGAAUAACUGGCCUCAGGUCAGUACUUCCGCUCCAAAACAAGCUGCCAAUUAUAGCGUGGUGUUUCUGACAGUAGGACAGUGGGUCAUAUGAUUAGUUUAUGGACAGGGAACUUCAAGUUAAAAAAAACGUUGCAAACUUUUUCCUGACACUAUUUUUAAUCCAAAUGCAAAUUAUUUCUAUGUAAUUUAAUUUAUAAAGCGUGGUGAUCAAAAACUGUUGCUCUAUGCUCCACUGUUAUUAUUACAAAAACGUUAAAUGUGAGGCGAGCUAUUGCCAUGACAUAAUUAAGCUAUUUUAUGUUGACUUUAUUUGGAAUUUCUUUACUGUUUAUUGCAAGCAGCCUUGGAUGUAUCAACUUGUUCUUAUUUGUGAGCUGCACGCGCCUGGUCUCUCUUGUGCAUGACCAACUAUUCAGCGCUCAGGGAAACAUAUUCGACAGCGUGCUUUCUAAGAUAAACAGCUGAUAUGAAACCACAACCGCGAAUCUGUGUCUCUCAUUCAUAGCCUGUGUGAUAACUCAUCCUGCUCCGCCUCCUAUGUGUUCGAGGCUACAGGUGGAGCUCAACUCUCAAACUGAACAAUGGCGGCAUGUCGCUUUUUGUUUCCUCUUGUAAUUGAAGACUUGUGUAAACUAUACAUGAGAUAUCAUUCGCAUUUUCUGUCUUGACUUUUCGUUGACAUAAGCUGUGCCAAAAAAUACUUAACACAGCAACAUAAGGCCCUGCUGGAUUUGUUAUGGGACCAAACAAUGUGAUGUUUAGAAUGACUGUUUAAACAAAAGCUGGUGCCGUGUGUCAGUCAUAAAUCAGCAUUUCCUCGCCUGUUGUUAUUAAACUUUGAACGCAUGGGAAAUUAUAUCUUCAUUACUUAAAAAACAAAACAUUUACACAUAUAUUUGACAUCAUACUAUUUGAGAUAGCAAGCCCACGUAUACUCUAAGCAACCAAAUCACUCCACAUUUCACAUCUGUUAACUUUAAAGUUAGUCUUACCUGCAGCAGAUCAACAUGAAUGAAAAACAACACAAUAACUGGCUUUAUUUUUGCCGGAAUAUAUAUUUUAUUGUAUGCAUUUUCAGUGUUUAAAUUCUCCAACACUUACUUAGCCCUAACUGGUUUCUUUUCUGACUCGAAACUGUUGAAUCACACAUGAUUUCAGCUCACAUUGCACCGCUGCAGGCUCCAUGUGAUUUAUGAGCACCUCUGGCGAGGACUCUCUCUCGGAGGAGGAGGAGGAUAACAGACUUUACACAAACAGCCAUCGAAAUGUUUUAACAAGAGGCAAAUAAGAAACCAAAAUGAUCAGCUGUCGUGUCGGUGGUUUGGUUUAUUGCCUGUUUUUAUUGUCUAGGUAUAGCUACAAACGUGUUUUCCACUCGUCUCAGGUGUGUCUUCUUCAACCACUUUAGUUUGCGAUGACAGGUGUAUUGUUAUGGCGUGGUGUGUUUAAACGGCAGCCAUGGCAGUUGCAUAAAGGCUGAGAGUUGAAACAGGGGUCACGCUGCUAUUUUCCAGGGACAGAGAGGCUCUCUCGCAUUGACCAGCAGUGGGUGUGUCAUAAAUCCGUAAAUCUCUCUCCCAUCCGUUCACUCCUGGGAGCAGAUGCAUCAUGUCUUUUUUGUGUGUUGGUGCCCCUGUGCGUGCAUACGUGUGUGUGCGUAGAUGUGUAUGUGUCUGUGUGUCUGUCUGUGUGUGUGUGUGUGUGUGUGUGUGUGUGUCUGUUGAGUUAAAUACAUUUACAUAAAACUAGAUUUAAAAACUCCAUCAGACAUGUUAAAUGAUUUUCUGUCGGUGCUGGCACACAUUUCAAGCAGGGGGACGACAAAGCAGCUUGGAUCAACACUGAUAUCCCGCUGCAGACUCCAGCAUCACAUCACACAAGACAUGAUGGCAGGGUAAACUUGCCAGUAACACUUUAUGUCAUCAUAAUGCCUCGCUGAGAAAUUUUUCAUUAGCCUAUUUGCUGCAUCGUUGAAGACCUUAGAAAUUAUAGUAAUUUCCCCUCAGUUCAAGGUGUCACUGGGGGCCCAGACAGUCACUAGAUUGAGUUAUGAUUAUGUUAUUCACUUUUCAUUAGCAGAAGUGAUCUGAAUUUGGGAUCCUGAGACUAUAGAUCUACAAUUACGUAUUGGUUAAGUGCAAAUGUGCUUUUUAUUUGAUUUUCUCUCUGAAAAUGAUUCUCUGGUGCAUUUGUGUGGCCACUAGUUGCUUUAGUCUCAUACUUUGAGCACAUCUGCUGCAGCAUUUGGAAUGUUACUGACAAUUGAAUGUUACGGGUAAAGUACAUCAUCUGGAGGUGUAAAGACACAAAAGGUUCACCUCACUUCUAAAAUGUAAAACAUAGAAUUGAAACCUGCCAUCACCCCCAGAUUAAUACAUUUAAUGGAUACAUUAUAUGCAGUUAUAAAUUUAAGAUAGCCUAUUAAUAUUUUCUGAUGAUGUUAAAGGUUUGCUUAUAACAGUCAAACAGGCCAAUUAUCAUUAGUUAAGAAUAAGAACCAAAUGGCUUUAAAAGUUAACACACACACACACAUACACACACACACAGUCUUUUAAAAUGGACACGUAUAAUUCAGAUUUCAUCGGAAAAAAUACAUUAUAGAUAUAUAUAUAUAUAUAUAUAUAUAUAUAUAUAUAUUUGUUAUACUUUAAAAUAUAUUCAGUUGAAUACACAUAUUUCCCCCGAGUAAGUCAUUUCCGAAAUUGACAUGUUCAGAUAUCCAUCGGCUCCGAGCAACAGGAUUUAUGGCUGUGCACUCUCCACAGACAAGCCAGAAUUUACAGUGAGCUGUGCUUUAAAAAAUACCCGAAUUAAUACUCCAUGAUAAUGCAUGCUUCUGCAGAAGUCGGGACUUGUUUGGUAAAUUGACAAUAUGUGUUUUCCUCACUUUAUGAAGUGCAGUCUGCAAACUAGUCCUUUCAUUUCACUCUGCAUUGUUUACAGCAAUAUAGGGCACCGGGCCCAUAAAUCUUCUCCUUGCGCUGCCAAGACAGCGCCAUUUGUAUGCACCGUUUUAACCGACAGCAUCCUCUGCCCAUUACCGUCUUCUCCCAGCUCUCCCUCAGUCUCCUCUUAUCUGCCCAGCUCUGUCCCCUGCAAAUACAUUAACUCAUCCCUGUAUUCGUUGAGCUCUGAAAAACAAUUGAGCAUUUUGAGUUUAAGGAAUAUAUAAUUUAUGUGGUAAAUGAAAUACAAAUACAAUAAUUGUAUUCUGCAGAUUGUCCCACGUGUGCGCAGUUGCAGAUACUCCCCCAUUACCCAAUAGCGUUGUAAGUUAUUGGUAUGAAAAAUAAAAGUUUAUCGACGAUUUGCUCGGUUGUUUGUGUCAGCAGGCGAGAGAGCGCAGAAGGUAAGGAGGAAUUGUAAAAGGGUUGACACCCAGAGCGACCGGCGCGCUUUUGUGUGAGAGAGAAAAAUGAUUUAUUGCCACUGCGAGGCGGUUCAAACAGAGUUCACGGAGAAUUGUGGUGGAGGCGCGGAGGAGCUAAAUUAUGGUCUUGCUGAGCUAGUAUAUCAUAGAUCCUAUCUCCAAUUCAGAGUGUGUUCAAGGGUGUGAGGUAAGGAAAACAAAACGAAUUUAAUUACUUUCACCCAUUUUAGUCAGUGCUGAUGUAUACUGCUUAAUUACAAGAUAAUAAUAAUAUUAAUAAUAAUUGCCACUGCUAUUAUUCGUAUUAUGCUGUAGUUGGUGGAUUUACCGAUACAAGCAGAUGUAAAUAUAUUUAAAUACAUAUUUAUUUUCUGGAUCAUUUUGGGGUUGAUGGUUACCAAUAAUAAGUAAUGGUGUAUCUCUACUUUGUUUGUGUGGUAUUGUGUCCUUGGAGAUUCAAUACAGAAUAAAGAAGAAAAAACAUCCAAGGACGUGACCAGGUAAAAGCUCAGUGAUGGUGGCAGCCAAAGCAGGGUGAAACGGAAAAGGGGGAAGGAAGGCUCCUCUUCUUCCAAGCUUUGCAACCCUGAGUGCAUAAUCCAUCACCGCUGUGAGACAUCUAAAGAGGGGUUUCUCGACAGCUUUGUUGUGGUGAAACACCAGAAGGAACUUGCUUCAACUAAGAUUGAUACACAGAAUAUGCAGAAAACUCUCGUUUUAGAAGAUGCUUUUGGGUGCACUGUUUUAUUUAAUAAUUGUGAUGGCUUCAUUAUUCUAGUUAUUUAUCCACUUUGCAUAUAGUGUGCUCGGUUGAAAUUAAGCAAUCUGGUUUUAUGAGUUUUCUUUUCUUCCAAAAGAUAACUCAGUUUGGCCACACUUUAUGUAUCAUUUAGCCCCACAUAUUUCCCCGCAACAUUUUUAUUAUGGUUUUUAAAUGAAGUUGCAAAAUUCGCAUUUUGUUUAAGUGCUUUUCACCUUCCUCGCGAUAUUUCCAUGUUCCUUGAGUGUUUUCCUAAACUCUAUGCUGCACUCUAAACAGGCGUUAAUCAGGGCUCUGCAGAACAUCUAUCUCCCCCUACUCUUUAGUCCACUGCCGUGUAGCAAGCGGAGUGUGUGUGCAUCCAAAACGUCCGCCGUGUGUGUCCGUCGCCUCGCAUGCAGGGCCAAAGACAGAGCCACUUGAUAUUGUACAGUGAUGACUGCUUAAUGCAAAUGCGCUGGAAAAAAAUCUCAAAUGAUUGCCUCCUUUGUCUUUGUGUGGCAAUGACUGUCAUGCCUUUGUUUGACCACUCCCCUUGAAUCCUAUUAAGCCAAAGCUAUACUUCCACUCCAACAGUUAUAAGCAUAUGCUGUUAUUUAAAGGAAAAGACCGCCGAUUUAUAGUGGGCAGUUAAAUGAGUUGCAAACCAAAUUAUCCAAAAUAAUCGGAAUAAUUUAUUUUACAGGCAAAAUGCAGGCUUAUUGCAGAGUGCCCAUAUAGAGCAGCUAAUAGCAUAGAAAUAGGGGGGGGGGGGGGUAUUUCUCAUUAUGUUAAAUUGGAGAAAAAUGCACCCCGAAAUUAAUUUUUUUAAAGGCGUUUUACAUCUAAAAAAGCUGAAGCAAAAAUAAUGAGUUGUGGUCGACGAUGCGCUAUUAUCCAGAAUAUUAUUCUAGCUCAAAGACAUAAUUAAACAGGAAUUCCUCACGUUCUUAUCUGGUCAAACCUACCACUUAAAGUUCAGGAGGUGCAGCUGCAAAGGUCCUUCUAACAAUCGCGUCCUGUCAAAAGAUUGACGAUAUUACAAGAAACCAACACUCGGUUAGCAGUUAGAGGUUCCUCGCCACACUGUGCAGUCUCCCGCUCUCUGCCAUUGUUUCUCUCACGCCGCGUAAACACAGCCCACUCUUUCUCUUUCACACUUAUUACACAGUUGUUGGCGUCUACUCAUAUUCCGUUUUAUGUUUUUAUAGAUAAAGGGACGCAGGCUACCCAUAGAAAUGUUGUCUGAAGAAAUAUCGCAGAAGCUCCUUCGGUCGCCCCAAGUUGCCCUCUUUCCAACUCCCGUGCUCUGCUAUUGGAGGACGGCCACACGUGACUACGGCACCCUUCUGGUUGAACCCAGGUGACCAGCUUCAGUGCCCACUGGAGCCUCUGGGUCACUGCCAUGCCAAGGGCAAGAUGGACAUCAAGAGCAGGAGCUGCAGUCUACUCACCAUCUGCCAUUCAGGAGUAAUUUUUCCCUGGAUGAAGCCACGGAUAACUGAUUCUGAACAAUCUGUCAGCGGUGGUGUGGUGGCAGAUCUGUCAGCCAGGGGAAUGCUCUGUGUCAGGAGGGAGAGAACGGCCUUCACCAAAGGGCAGCUGCUGGAGCUGGAGAAGGAGUUUCACUUCAGCCCUUACCUGUGUCGUCCUCGGAGGCUGGAAAUGGCUGCUGGGCUGCGACUCACCGACCGCCAGGUCAAGAUCUGGUUUCAGAACCGCAGGAUGAGAUACAAAAAAGAGCGGAGGCAUGUAAAGGUGGCAGGUUCUUCCCAGGGGUCUCCCUAUAACCCUUCCCUCAGCUUGAGCUCAUGUGCGGAGCAGCUGAGGUUUCAGGGUGAAUAUGUUGUUCGGACUUCUUUCUCAGAGCUACACGACACAGGUUACGCUCCUAUGUCCUCCUCUCUCUUUGGCGCUCACAGUGAUGCCAGCAGUGGUCAGUGUAAUCACCCCGCAGACCUUACCCAUCUGAGCUGCAUACUUCCAUCUGUUGCAAAUGGUCCUCUGCCCUCCUGUACAGGCGCAGAUAGUCAUCACCAUGCUGGCAUUUCAAACUGGCCCUAGGGCCCCAUAAUGGCCAUCCCUCCUGUGCUCAUCAAAAUCUCAAUGAUACAUCCACUUUCACUUAUGAUAGACUGGUGGAUGUCUUAUUAGCAUCCCUGGGUUGAAAUCCCUUUCACAUACCAUUCAUGAAACAUUUUAAUUAAAUAUGAAGAUAUCUUAAUUAAAGGAGAGCUACAGCGAUAUAAUUUGUAUUUCUCAGGCACAGUGACUGAAGAUCGCAGGUCAAACUUGCUGCUCGUAUUGUACUCACACGGCAUGCACAACACAAUUAAUGACAUGUUUUGGUGUGAUUUUAUGGCUGUUAUAUUUAUAUUGUUGUUACAUGUUUAGUGCAUGGGAAUCAUGGGUGAUUUGUUUGUUUCCCUCUUUUGUCAAAUAAUAGUGGUUAUCAUAUUUUCAAGUGUAACAUUUGGGCUCUUUUUAUUAUCUAUUGUAAAUAACUGGUCAUUUGUGUAAAAUGAUAACUGAAAUGUGCAGAAUAAUGUUAAAAUCCAAUGAUGUUAUAUUUGAGUUAAAGUCAUUAAAGGAUACGGCAAGUCUUUGAUACGGUUCUUGAUUGAUUUACAUGUUAUAUACUGUACAUGCUUAAUAAACGCAUUUUGGAAAACCUA